This is a messenger RNA of Leptomonas pyrrhocoris, 2311 nucleotides long. RefSeq lists its product as hypothetical. Lineage: Eukaryota; Euglenozoa; Kinetoplastea; Trypanosomatida; Trypanosomatidae. Gene Ontology annotation, molecular function: protein binding. The transcript has a single exon. Bases 200 to 2311 code for a protein of 703 amino acids. The record is from RefSeq and is a predicted model, not a curated record.
AGUGAGGGAGAAAGCGGAAGCCACUAGAAACCGUAGCCCGUUGUGCGCACGACAGCACCUGCCUUGGUUUUGUCGUCUUACUGUUGUCGUCUGUCACGGUUUUUAUUACUAUUCUCGUUUACACCGCGUGACACGCGAGGAGGGAGCGCGAGGAGUCUUAUAUACUUUCUCUCCUAAGGAAGAAAGAAACAGUAGGACGAUGCUUCGGCGGAGUUUGCGCGUUUUGGCUGUGGGCAUCCCCCGCAGCGCCUGGGACCCGGCGCACCACCAUGAGAACUGGGUGGACAGCUACAGCACCAGCAUCGCAGACCGGCGGCACUGGCCGGCGAAGAAGUGGUCCAUCGGGCUCGAGCCCCGCACCCCGCGGGAGUGGCUGCGUUACUCCUACCGCAACCUCGCCUACGCGUACAACGGCGCACUGCGGGCGUGCACGACCUUUCCAGAAAUGCUGGUGUACUACAAGGAGAUGAAACAACGAGGGGUGAAGGUGGACGUGGACACGCUGAACGUGUUGCUCUCGCGUGCCGCCCGCUACGAGCACAUCCACAUCGACGACGUUUUUCUUCUCUUCGACGAGCUGACCGCGCUGGGGGCUCGGCCGGACGUUGCCUCAGUGGAGACGCUGCACACGGUGCUCGAGCACGCCGCCCACCAACCGCCCGAGUGGCGCGAGGCGCGUCGGCGGCAGCUGGUGGAGCUGUACCAGUACCUGGCCUUGGAGGAGAUUGAGCGACUGGCGCCGCACCACGCCGACGCGCUGCUGGCUGUUCAGAUUGCCCGUCUGCGCGGGAAUCUGAAGCAGCUGCGCGCCAGCCUCAGCCCUGCGGUGUACCGCCGCUACUUCGCCAUCGUGGACUGCGGCGAGACGCUCAUUCAAGAGGUGCACAACUUUCUGUGGGAGUACGUCGGCAGCGACCACGCCGCCCUCGAUGUGCCCUCGCUGCGCCUGCGCAUUCCGUUUGUCGCCUCCGUGAUGAAGCGACCGGCCGCCACGGCGGACCCGGCGACGGUCAAAUCUACUGACUUCGAGGACGCCGACGUGUGCAGCGUUCUUCUGGCCGCCGUGGAGCGCUGCGUCGACGGCGACUUCCACGACCGCCGCCCCGUCUCGGAGCGUCGCAUGUACCUCGCCCUGCUGACCAUGCUCACCUCGAGCGGCGUCCUCUACUCCGCUGAUCUCAUGGCACAGUUGAUGGAUAUCGUGAAGUACACACGCGAUGAGCGGGCCCGCGACCGGGAUGCGCAGCGGCUGCUGCGGUACGCCCUGCGCGGGUCGUCGGCCGCCAACGACGUCGCCCACCGCGAGCUGUGGAAGGCCGUCGCGCCGCCCGUGGACGCGCGUGUGGUAGGCCGCUACCUCGCCAGCCGUGACCCGUGGUCGCCGCUGCACAUCUGCUACGACCGCAGCCUUCAAUUCGGUGCUUUUCCGGUGCUGCUGCCCAGCGCCCAGUCCAGCGUGGCCUCCCCAGCCGCAACGGCGUCAUCCGAUGCAGAGGUGCCAAGCAGCCACGCAGCACAACCGUCCACUGCGGGGGCGGCGGUGGAGGAAGGGGCGGAAGGGGUCAGCGCGGACCUGCUGCCGAGCACCACGCCGGAGCCCGUCGCAGAGGGUGGGGCGCGCCCCAGCAGCGAGGGCAAUACGGGGGAAGAGAAGUCGUCGUCGUCGUCAUCGAGCAAUGCGGUAACGCCGCGGACCGCAGAGGCGCUGCAGCAGCGGUGGCACGACGUGCAGCGGUUGAUCGACGUGACGGGCGUGCUGAAGCGGCUGCAGCAGCCACAGCAGCACAGCAGCGGCAGCAACUGCAGCCAUGCCCCCACGCAGGCGGAUGCGCAGAACGCGAUGGAGGUCUUUACGGGCUGCGCCGUCUUUCUGCGUGGUAUCGCCAGCAAUGAGCGCUACGGAUCCGUGGAGGAGGCGAUGUCCAUUCAGGCCGUCGGAGAGGCCUCGGGCCACGUGGCCGGGGGAGCGUCCGUGCCCUACGCCGCUGUCUUGGACUUCGAUGUGUGGCACCGCCUCCUUCAAUGCGUCCAGCAGCUUCGUCACGACACGGAGAAGUUUAUCGCCCAGCAGUACGAGCUGCAUGGGUGGCAGGUGGAGCCGGAGUUUGAGUGUUGGGAGGCGAUGUUGGUGGUACUGCGGUGCGUACUGGACUUCUGCGUCGUGCACACGCAGCAGUACGGGCGAGCCGCGGGGGGUGGCAUGGCGGAGACGCUCUUUCAGGAGUCGGCGCAGCUGCGAGCGGAGUUGGUGGAGGAGAGCCGGGCGCGGUUCAACGGUCGGAUGCGUAUCCUGUGGCUCCAGGAGGUAUAG